Sipha flava (yellow sugarcane aphid) is the source of this 810-nucleotide messenger RNA. RefSeq names its product mitochondrial cardiolipin hydrolase-like. The record is from RefSeq and is a predicted model, not a curated record. Gene Ontology annotation, cellular component: mitochondrion. The transcript is spliced from 2 exons. Gene Ontology annotation, molecular function: RNA endonuclease activity producing 5'-phosphomonoesters, hydrolytic mechanism. Bases 163 to 780 code for a protein of 205 amino acids. Gene Ontology annotation, biological process: piRNA processing. Lineage: Eukaryota; Metazoa; Arthropoda; Insecta; Hemiptera; Aphididae.
GAUUAAAAAUAAAAUAAUAUGAUUUGGUUUUCUGAUCGUUAAACUUAAAAAUACUGACAGUUAAUAUUUUACAUUUUAGAAAUUUCUUAAAUGUUCUAUAUUACAAAGUAUAAUUAUAUUUUAAUGACAACUACAGUGUAAAUUGUCUAUCGCGUGGAAGCUAUGAUGUAUUAUAAUUAUUUGUUCACAUGGAAUACAACUACAAAACUCGUGAUUAAUUUUGCAUGUGCGUGUGCAAUAUUAGCUAACUUUUGGUAUGACUAUUACAACCAAGAACAGACCGAAGUGAUAUUCUUUCAUGGAAACCAAUCACAAUGUGAUUUUCAUCGUAAUAAGACUACUCUUUUAAAUUAUUUAAACAGUGAAUGUCCGAUGUGCAAUGUAUAUAAAAUCAUUGGAUGGCUCAAUGAAACAAAGAAAACAUUAGACAUUUGUAUGUACUCGUUAAAUAGCGAAUUGCUCACAAAUGCAAUUAUUGAUGCUCAUAAACGUGGAGUUCAUGUGAGGAUAAUUGUAGAUGAAGAUAAUAUCAGAUCAACAUGGAAAUUUGGUACUAUGGGUAUUGCAAAAAGAGUUAAACUUAUGCAAUUUAAUGCAAAAAUGUUAAUGCACCAUAAGUUUAUUAUUAUUGAUAAUAAAAAAGUUAUUUUAGGAUCUAUGAAUUGGACUGUAAAUGCAGUCCGUAGGAAUUGGGAAAAUGUAUUCCUUACGAAUAAAUACCAAAUAGUUGAUCCGUUUAGACAUGAAUUUAAAACUAUAUGGAAACAAUUUGAUCAAUAAAUUAGUUAAUAUUAUUAACAUGAUUUUUAU